UUUGUUUUUUCGCCCCCAGAGAGGCGAUGGCCGACGACCUGGACUUCGAGACGGGGGACGCGGGGGCCUCGGCCACGUUCCCCAUGCAGUGCUCGGCCCUGCGUAAAAACGGCUUCGUGGUGCUCAAGGGACGUCCCUGCAAGAUCGUGGAGAUGAGCACCUCCAAAACCGGCAAACACGGCCACGCCAAGGUGCACCUGGUGGGCAUCGACAUCUUCACGGGUAAGAAGUACGAGGACAUCUGUCCGUCCACCCACAACAUGGACGUGCCCAACAUCAAACGCAACGACUUCCAGCUCAUUGGGAUCCAGGACGGGUACCUGUGUGUGUUUAUGGAUUACCUGUCUGUCUCACCUGUACCUGUCUCACCUGUUUACAGCUCAUUGGGAUCCAGGACGG
This is a messenger RNA of Malurus melanocephalus (red-backed fairy wren), 399 nucleotides long. RefSeq names its product eukaryotic translation initiation factor 5A-1-like. The transcript is spliced from 3 exons. The annotation marks the transcript as partial. The record is from RefSeq and is a predicted model, not a curated record. Lineage: Eukaryota; Metazoa; Chordata; Aves; Passeriformes; Maluridae. Gene Ontology annotation, molecular function: ribosome binding; RNA binding; translation elongation factor activity. Gene Ontology annotation, biological process: positive regulation of translational termination; positive regulation of translational elongation.